AUGGGUGAAGGAAAACUGAAAACAUUCCGCGAUCCGAUCUCCACCAUAACCGGUCCGUAUUAUUCAUCCCUUGCUGCUUCAAGAAAUCGAUGGGUAGACAUGGAAGCAGAUGAUGAUGCAAGUGAUUUAAUGUCAAGUACCUCCUCCUCAACGUUUUAUGAUGAGUCGAGUAAUACAUCUAAUGCAUCAUCAAGUUUUGAAGAACUGGUAGAUGAUGCGUCUUCUUCUUCGAGUAGUACUAAUGGGCCAUUGUAUGAACUGUCUGAUCUAAUGGCUACUCUUCCCAUCAAGAGAGGACUGUCUAAACAUUUUCAAGGAAAAUCACAGUCAUUUACUUCAUUGUCUGAUGUGAGUUGCAUAGAAGAUCUUGUCAAGAAAGAAAAUGGUUAUGGUAGAAAAAAGAUGAUCACGACUUGUAAGAGUUAUGGAGGUGGAUUAGAUAUACAAAAGAAGGUCAUAUCAAAGAAAAAUACCAAGUCUAAUUCAGCUCCUAGAUUUAUAGGUAGUCCAAGAAGACCUCCUCUAAUUCCUGCAAAAAGGAGUACUGUUUUUGCUAUUAGCCAAUCUUGA
Molecule: messenger RNA, 570 nt
Organism: Papaver somniferum (opium poppy)
Lineage: Eukaryota; Viridiplantae; Streptophyta; Magnoliopsida; Ranunculales; Papaveraceae
Exons: 1
Coding region: 1-570 (189 amino acids)
Source: RefSeq, a predicted model, not a curated record